AUUACCAUUACCAACCUUCCCUGUACACACUAUUUAUUUCCUCUCUCUCUCUCUCUCUCUCUCUCUCUCUCUCUCAUCCCAUUUCUUCAUCUGAUGGCGCUGUCUCGAAUUCUCUCCCAAUCCCUUGCCCGUGCUUCUCUCCGCCCCUCAAACGCCCUAAUAACCCACCACCGCCACCGCUCCUCCAAGCCCCGCCACGCUCAGCUCAUCGAGCUCGACCUCGACGCCGCCUCUUCCUCGCAGCCCGAUUCACCGGAGCCCGCCGCCUCCGAUGUCGUUGCUUUCGGCAUCAAGAAGCUCGAGGAGGCCAUCCACAGCCUCAUCGUCCGCCGGGCCGCUCCCGACUGGCUCCCCUUCCUCCCCGGCCACUCCUAUUGGGUCCCUCCACGCUCCGCCUCCACGCGUAACCACCCCACCGCCGGCAUGAUUGAAGCCCUCGACAAAUUAACUUCUUCCGACCCGACUAGGAACCACCGAUUGCAGCAUGAAUUGUUGUCGGAGGACGAGCAGAUGUCCCUUGUGUCUGCCAAGGGCUGGCCCUCCUCCACAUAUUUUAUUGAAGGUACUUCACCACAACAUCCAAUCCCGUUUAUGGAACUGUCGGACGCUUCUAGCUCCAAGGAUGAACCUUAACUGCCAACGAACCUGAUUGCUGGGGCACACCAGGUUGGAUGAUUAUAUGUCUAAUUAAUAUUUUUGUUGACUCGUGAAUAUAUAAUGCGAAUUCCGCCUGAAAUUAUACCCUUCUUUUGGCAGGGUUGCCGUGGUUGUAGAUAUGUAAAGCAUGGAAGGCGGGAGAGGCAACUUGAACGAAGAAGAACGAGCAGUUUAAAUUUGCAUCAACACAGGUCCUCGGUGGUAGAGCAUCUAUUUGGCUCUUAAACAUACGCUUCUUCACUAUCUUCUACCUACAGAAUGUAAAUUCUUAAGUAAUGGAUUUUUAUAAAUAAACUCGUAUUCAUA
Salvia miltiorrhiza (redroot sage) is the source of this 963-nucleotide messenger RNA. RefSeq lists its product as uncharacterized. The coding region runs from base 94 to 633 and encodes 179 amino acids. The transcript has 2 exons. The record is from RefSeq and is a predicted model, not a curated record. Lineage: Eukaryota; Viridiplantae; Streptophyta; Magnoliopsida; Lamiales; Lamiaceae.